UUCCGGUGGCGCUCGGGAUGACGUAGUAAGCGCGCCGCGUGCGUGGUCUCGGGGACGGCGCGGUCGGUGGAUGGAGGUCAGCGGUAGUGCUCGCUGCGGUUUGGGAUCACUUGUUGGGAGUCUUAUCUUUCUGCCACCCGGCACAUCAUGGCAGCUCACCUGAUGAAGCGAUGCACAUGCCUCCUGAGAGAAGCUGCCCGUCUGGCCCCUGCCAUGGCUCCAGUUGGUCAAUUGAGACUUGCCAGGAUAGCCCAUAAGACUCUGAAUUCCUCAGCCACCUCAUGCAGUUCCCCCUUCCCAGGUUCCUUGACAGAGCAGGUAGAAAAGGAACAAAUGUUUACUUCCUACCCAGAGAGCACAGAGGUAGACCAGCUCAUCGAGAAGGCUACCACACCAGAGGAACUCCUGGAGUUACUUGGUAGUGGUCACCAGCUGCACCAUCAUGGAGCCCUCAUACUCAUCCAGCUCUCUCGUCUGCUGUCGGGGAAGCCAGAAGACAAGGCCUUGCUCAAACAGGAUGCCCGCUUUCAGCAACUUCUCCAUCUGGUCAACAGUCAGAUCACCACAGUCUGGCACGGCACCCUCGUGAAGCUGCUACGAAGCGUCUAUGCUCUGCAGCUCCCCGAGGCCUCCAGGGAGCUGCAGUCAGUGGAGCAGGAGGUGCGCUGGCGCAUGCGGAGGCUCAGGUACAAACACUUGGCCUUCCUGGCAGAGUCCUGUGCCGCCUCCAUGCAGGAGCGGCACUCCCAGGAACUCCUGGCUGAACUGCUCGUGCACCUGGAGAGGCGCUGGACAGAAAUUGAAGAUGGCCGCACGGUGGUGGCCAUUAUGAUGAAGGUGGGGCACCUCUCAGAGUCGCUCAUGAACCGCCUAGAAGACAAGUGCCUGGAGCUGGUGGAACAGUUUGGCCCUGAAGAGUUGCGGAAGGUGCUGGUGACGCUGGCAGCUCAGAGCCGGCGGUCCGUGCCCUUGCUGCGGGCCAUCUCCUACCACCUGGUGCAGAAGCCCUUCCCUCUGACAAAAGGCAUGCUCUUGGACCUGGCCUAUGCCUAUGGCAAGCUCAACUUUCACCAGACCCAAGUGUUCCAGCGCCUGGCCGCUGAUGUGCUGUCCCUCAUGCCCAGCCUGACUCCCAGUGAGGUGGCCCGCUGUGCUAAGUCCUUCGCCUUCCUCAAGUGGCUCAGCCUGCCCCUGUUUGAGGCCUUUACCCAGCACAUCCUGAACAGAGCCCAAGAUGUCGUCCUGCCCCACCUGUGCAGCUUGCUUCUGGCUUUUGCCCGUCUGAACUUCCAUCCAGAACAAGAGGAUCAGUUCUUCAGCCUGGUGCACGAGAGGCUGGAGCCCAAGCUGGCUGGCCUGGAUCCCGCCCUGCAGGUGGACCUGGUGUGGGCCCUGUGUGUGCUGCAGCAGGCGCGGGAGGCAGAGCUGCAAGCCGUCCUCCACCCCGAGUUUCAUGCCCAGUUUCUAGAGGGCAAGUCUCAGAAGGAUCAGAGCACCUUUCAGAAGCUGCUUCAUAUCAACACGACCGCCCAGCUGGAGCACCCUGAGUACUCAGGUCCCUUUCUGCCAGCCUCGGCCAUGGUCCCCAGGCCCCCAGCCCUCGACAAGAAGGCGACCCCCCUGCAGAGGGAACUGCAGGAGACUCUGAAGGGGCUGCUGGGGAAUGCCAACAGGGGCAGCUUCGAAGUGGCCACACAGUACGGCUGGGUGCUGGAUGCUGAGGUGGUGCUGGACAGUGAUGGUCAGUUUCUGCCCCUGAGAGACUUUGUGGCACCUCACCUUGCCCAGUCAGCUGGGAACCAGCCACUGCCCCCAGGGGCUAAGAGGCUAGCUUUCCUGCGGUGGGAGUUCCCCAACUUCAACAGCCGAAGCAAGGACUUGCUGGGUCGCUUCGUCCUGGCCCGGCGACACGUGCUGGCUGCAGGCUUCCUGGUGGUGGACGUCCCAUACUACGAGUGGAUGGAACUCAAGUCUGAAUGGCAGAAGGGCGCCUACCUCAAGGACAAGAUACGGAAAGCAGUGGCUGAGGAGCUAGCCAAGUGACCUGUGCCAGCAGCAUGGACUACAUGUUCAGGGGACUGACUGUCCAUCUGGAGGCCUAGAUGUGGGCAUUGAGUGGGCAUUGAGGUAUCACCCUUGAGGACAAACCUCAAUGCAGGACCUUGGCCAGAGUGGGGAGGGUGGCCAGCACCUCUAAGGGACAGAGCAUCCUCUCGUGGUUAAUAAAUCUUUUAAUUUUGGUGUUGGACAC
Molecule: messenger RNA, 2251 nt
Organism: Carlito syrichta (Philippine tarsier)
Lineage: Eukaryota; Metazoa; Chordata; Mammalia; Primates; Tarsiidae
Gene: FASTKD4
Product: transforming growth factor beta regulator 4
Exons: 11
Coding region: 148-2043 (631 amino acids)
Biological process (GO): mitochondrial RNA processing; regulation of mitochondrial mRNA stability
Cellular component (GO): ribonucleoprotein granule; mitochondrial matrix
Molecular function (GO): RNA binding
Source: RefSeq, a predicted model, not a curated record